CGUACAAGAAAGCUGGAGCGCCUCCUAUCCGGAAGUAAACUCCGCCACGUGAAUGGUGAUUUUUAUAAACAAAACGGUGCUGGAGAUGUUGAGGGUUUGUCAGUAAACACAGUGGGAAAAUGUGCCAUGGAUGUGUCAAGGAGGAGUAUCCCGAACGGGAAAACAUGUGUUUGGACAAUGGCUCCUUCCUAAGGAACUUUGCUGGUUGUGCAGAAUGUAGGAAACUGGAGAUUGUGCGAAUUGAGAACAGGAAAUGCACAGAAGAUGAAAAUGGCAUAGAACUCGUUACCUAUCAGCAUGUUUGCCUUUGUUGCGGUCACAUUAUUGGUCAACAUGAAUACACAUUCAAAGUGGAGGGAGAGUUUCAGGUAUACCAGAUGGAGUGCAUUCUUUGUGGAAAUGGAGAAGAUGAAAGAAGUAUCCUACCAGUAGAUCCCAGGGGGCCUCAACUUAUGUAACACUUCACCCUGGUGGAGUUAUAGAUCAUGACUUUUUGGUCAUCUGUCGAGGCAACUGGAGAUGGACAAGAAUACUAAUGUAACAAAAGCUGUGAUUGUACUGCAUCACACAAGUGUCAUUUCAUAUCCUGGACAGCUAAGUGACGUCAGUAAAGUACAUGUGAGGUCUGACGUUGAAAAUCAUCUCAAAGCAGCAUGUGGAAGUGGACGCACAUGUACAAUUGUUAUUUUAGCUGGUACCUACUUGUAUUAGUGUAUGUACAGCUAGGGUUUUAUGUUGUGCUUAAUUUUUCAGUCAUGUGACGAAGAAGAGUCAUUAGCUCUGUGUACAUACUCUCUAUGCUGUGUCUUCUUGUGGCAGGGCGAGUCCAUGCCGCCAAAGAACUAUCAUACAAAAGACAGCAGACCUGACACCGGGUCAACCAACCCUGAUUUCCAUGCUCUAACCUUUCAAUGCUGAGAUCCAAGUGAUCCAAGCAAGAAGUACCAUCUUGAAAGUCUUUGGCAUGGCCUGACUCGGAAGUUGGUCAGUUAAUAUUGUUGGGAGUAAUACAUCUUUUUGUACAACAUAAAUGAUGGUGCUGGAAUUAAGUAAAUCUGUGCUAACACACAAUACUGAUACCCAGUGCUUUCUGCACAGUACAAUUCCUCUGUCAGUUUAUAUUCAUCAUAAUUGGAAUUUCUUUCAUGGCACUAAUUGCCAGCUAUAUUUCAGCAUUUUUCCUUUUACAUGUUAUGUUUUCAUGUAAAUGUAUUUAAGCUAACUGUAACUGUAUUUUUUUUCUUACAUUUUACAAAAUCUCUCUUCAUGUCCAUGUAGGUGUAACAUUUUGAAGAAUUUAACUUUAGUACAAAAGAAUAAUGCUUUUUAUGAUUAGUUUUAUAUUUGUAUAGUCAAGUUGUCAUACCUAGUUGAAGAUGUUUACUCUUGAUUCACCAUGUUUUUAACAGUCAUAUUAUUAUGAUGUAUUAUUUGUGAACCAUUAUUGUAUUGCAUGUUCAUAUGAUAUAUGUCCAUUGUUCUGGAGUUAAAAUAGUUAAAGAGUUAACAUACUUUUAUCCCAUAAAUGUGACCCAGGACAUGGGGUAGAGAGGGUGGGAUAAAUAUUGUAUCCCACCUUUUGUCAACAAUGUAGAGAGAUUACACGUACUUGAUUGGCUCACAGAAGUUCAUUUAUAAAAAUCAGUCAGUCAAAAGCUACACAAGGACCAGACUACUCUUUUUUUAACUACGUGAUUAUGUCAUCUGCAUCACUGGGACAAAAUCAUGGCAGAAUGACUGAAAGUCGGAGAUUUUGUUUCCUUAGACAAUGGCCCAGAAGGGAAUAUACUAAAUAUUGGCGAAAUAUAUGUACAAGUAGGAGUAUAUCUGAUUAUAUAGCAGAACUUUCACUGCACUAAUUGUGUAAAAUCGCACCAGCAACAACACUAACGACACCAAAUGCGGCUACUGCAGGUACUCGUCAACAUACGACAUACGGGAAAUUGUAUACUAUACUAAUGUGUUUACUGUGUAAUUUCGGGAAGCCAGCACCACUAAAUAUCCGACAUUCUCAGUUCUAUUGUCAGUUCCUCCCACCCUUGUCCGUUUACUUCACCCGCCGCAUGAACCACAAGUAACACUGGUCAAAAUUUUGCCUGUACUAGUUCAACUUUUUUCAUAUAACACAGUAUUUCAAAAAUGGAAAUCGGGUCAAGAGCAGAAAUCCUAUCCAAGGUUGUGAGAGUAAAGCCAUCCUGUGUUGAGCUCUUUUGCUCGGUGUAUAUUUGAUCUUGCAUAUAAAUGUUGUGUUCUGAUCUGACCACAAAUGACUGACGUCAUUCAUGAGAUAAACACCCUGCAGUAUCAACUUUAUUAAACUCCACUCAAAAACUUUGUCUCUCACCAGAGGCUCAAAACAAACGCAAUUUUUUAACUCUAAUAAAUUUGAUGCUACAGGGUCACUCAUUGGAGACCCUCUAUUUAUGACACAUUCUAAGUUUCAUAUAAAUAUAUAUUAUUAAAGUCUUCACGGGUGAAAAUUUUGCCCGAUUUAGUUUUCAUAAAAUAAUAGAAAUAAAAUUGGUGCAGGAGAAUACUUGUCAGACUGUGAACUGAACAUUUUCAAGAAAACAAACUGGCGGAAGAAAAAUAUACAUCAUAGAAAUGUUGACAUCAUACCCACCGUGGAUUUACUUAUUUGCUCUUAUACAAAAACAGUUUAAGCUUUAAUGAUGGUUGCCAA
Molecule: messenger RNA, 2683 nt
Organism: Liolophura sinensis
Lineage: Eukaryota; Metazoa; Mollusca; Polyplacophora; Chitonida; Chitonidae
Product: protein Churchill-like
Exons: 4
Coding region: 120-458 (112 amino acids)
Biological process (GO): positive regulation of DNA-templated transcription; fibroblast growth factor receptor signaling pathway; multicellular organism development
Molecular function (GO): zinc ion binding
Source: RefSeq, a predicted model, not a curated record